Molecule: messenger RNA, 682 nt
Organism: Suillus paluster
Lineage: Eukaryota; Fungi; Basidiomycota; Agaricomycetes; Boletales; Suillaceae
Exons: 2
Coding region: 76-441 (121 amino acids)
Source: RefSeq, a predicted model, not a curated record
GCAUGGGCAUCCUUACAUCAUAACUUCCUAGCGUAUCCUGACAGGGAAGAGAUAUUUGUGAAGUGUGGCAAGGCUAUGGCCUAUUUUUUCACGCAGUACGACGACGAUUUCCUCGAGCGGGCAAACGACGAUAUGAGUAUUAUCCUAACUUUUGCUGGUCUAUUCUCAGCCGUCAACUCUACCUUCAUCACUGGAAUGCAGCCCAACCCGGGAAACACAACAAAUGCCCUCUUGUUGUACCUGAUCCAGGUCACUGUUGACCCAAAUGCCCCGCAUGACAUCAGCAAUAGUAUUUCGUCGCCCACGGGCUAUUCUUCUUCAACUGUCUGGAUGCAGACGCUUGCUUAUGCUAGCCUCGCAUUUAGUGUCUUGGCCGCGUUCGGAGCUGUCAUGGGAAAACAGUGGCUCAACCAAGGCAGCUCGAGGACGAGGGUCUCUUGAAGAACGCGGCAUACAGAGGCAGACGAAGCUGGAUGGGCUAGAGCACUUUCACUUGCAGACCGUCUUGCAGGCAUUCUUUGUGCUCAUCCAGACUUCGCUGUUCCUCUUCGGCUUGUCACUCAGCGCCAACAUGUGGACCCAGCAAACGACGAUAUCCAGUGUCAUUAUUUGUACAACAGCCUUCGGCAUCCUCUUUUGCGCAGGCACUAUCUUUGUGUCACUAUGGCGUCCGGACAGUCCU